Messenger RNA from Jaculus jaculus (lesser Egyptian jerboa), 3687 nucleotides. It is a transcript of the gene C7, whose product is annotated as complement C7. Lineage: Eukaryota; Metazoa; Chordata; Mammalia; Rodentia; Dipodidae. Gene Ontology annotation, cellular component: membrane attack complex. Gene Ontology annotation, molecular function: protein binding. The record is from RefSeq and is a predicted model, not a curated record. Gene Ontology annotation, biological process: immune response. The coding region runs from base 218 to 2809 and encodes 863 amino acids. The transcript is spliced from 18 exons.
ACAUAUCAAGUACACAAGCAGGCUGUUCUCGUCCCUUGAGAAUCUGCUGGGGGUAGGAGCUAAGCCACAGUACGAUUUGCUCUAUAAAUGAGCAGAAAAGCGAUCCAGGACAGGGCAGCAGAGGAGGAAACAGCCUGCGGGGCUUUUCUGGUGGCAUACACCCCCCCUUAUUGAGAAAGUAUUGCUGCUCUCUUCUACCUGGGAUGUUUUUCUAGACAUGAAGGCAACAAGCUUAUUCCUUUUGGUAGGAUUUAUAAGAGAGUUUCAAGUUUUUGCAAGCAAUGUCUCUCCAGUCAACUGCCGGUGGGACUCUUAUGGCCCUUGGUCAGAGUGCAGUGGCUGUACCAAGACUCAGACUCGCAGGCGGGUAGUGGCUGUUUAUGGGCAAUACGGAGGCCAGCCAUGUGUUGGAAGUGCUUUUGAAACCCAGUCCUGUGAACCUACGCGAGGGUGUCCAUCCGAAGAGGGCUGUGGAGAACGAUUCAGGUGUUUUUCAGGUCAGUGCAUCAGCAAAUCGCUGGUCUGCAACGGGGAUGCGGACUGUGAGGAGGACGGCGCUGAUGAAGACAGAUGCGAGGACUCCGAAGGCAGACCCUCCUGUGACGUCCUCAAACCUCCUCCCAACGUGGAACUUACCGGCAGCGGUUACAAUGCACUCACCGGCCAGUUUAGGAACAAAGUCAUCAACACCAAAAGCUUUGGUGGCUACUGCAGAAAAGUAUUCAGUGGGGAUGGAAGUGAUUACUACAGACUGAGUGGAAACAUCCUCUCCUACACCUUUCAGGUCAAAGUAAAUAAUGAUUUUAACUAUGAGUUUUACAACAGUAGCUGGUCUUACUUAAAGCAGACGUCGACGGACUAUACAUCAUCUAAUCGGAGGAGAGGUUUUUUUAGUUCGUCGUCAUCUCAGGAACACAGUCAUACUUCAAACACCAUUAAAAGCCAUAAGAAAAAGAGUUAUAAAUUAUUGGUUAUUCAAAACAUUGUUGAAGUGGCUCAGUUCAUUAACAACAAUCCAGAAUUUUUACAGCUUUCUGAACCAUUCUGGAAGGAACUAUCGCUUCUUCCCUCUCUAUAUGACUUUAGUGCCUACCGAAGAUUAAUUGACCGGUAUGGGACACAUUAUCUGCAGUCUGGCUCUUUAGGAGGAGAAUAUAGAGUUAUAUUUUAUGUGGACUCAGGAAAUACCAAACACAGUGAUGUUGGUUCAGAACAGAAGAAAGAAUGCAAAUCUUCGGAUUUUCGGUUUUUCUUUGUAUUAUCAUCAUCAAAGCACAGGUGCAAAGAACUGGACGAGACUUUGAAAACAGCUUCAGGAACUCGGAGCAACGUGCUGCGAGGAGACCCAUUUGUCAGAGGGGGAAGUCCGGGCUUCGCAGCCGGCCUCAGUUUCUUAGAGCUGGACAAUCCUGCUGGGAACAAAGAGCGAUAUUCUGCCUGGGCAGAGUCUGUAACCAAUCUUCCCCAAGUCAUAAAACAAAAGCUGACGCCCUUGCAUGAGCUGGUAAAGGAAGUGCCUUGUGCCUCUGUGAAAAGACUGUAUCUGAAACGGGCUCUUGAGGAGUAUCUGGAUGAAUUCGACCCCUGCCACUGCAGGCCUUGCCGAAAUGGUGGCAUUGCCACUGUUGUGGGGACACAGUGUCAGUGCCACUGCAAACCGUACACAUUUGGAGUGGCGUGUGAACAAGGCGUCCUUGUGGGGAAUCAAGCAGGAGGGGUGGAUGGAGGUUGGAGUUGCUGGUCCUCUUGGGGCCCCUGUGUUCAAGGGAAGAAAACAAGGAGCCGAGAAUGCAAUAACCCAGCUCCCAGUAGGGGUGGAAAGUCCUGCGUUGGAGAAACAACUGAAAGCAGGCAGUGUGAAGACGAGGAGCUGGAGAGUUUGCGAUUGCUAGAACCACAUUGCUUUCCUUUGUCUUUGGUUCCAAGAGAAUUCUGUCCAUCACCUCCUGCCUUAAAGGAUGGAUUUGUUCAAGGGGAAGAUGCCAUGUUUCCUGCUGGGAAAAAUAUAAUAUAUACUUGUAAUGAAGGGUACUCUCUUGUUGGAGAUCCUGUUGCCAGAUGUGGAGAAGACUUACAGUGGCUUGUUGGGAAAAUGCAUUGUCAGAAAAUUGCCUGCAUUCUACCUUCACUGAUGAAUGGCUUGCAGAGUCAUCCCCGGAAAUCGUUCUACACCGUUGGCGAGAAGGUGACACUUUCUUGUCCAGAAGGCAUGUCCUUAGAGGGUCCUUCAGCAUUUCUUUGUGGCUCCAGCCUUAAAUGGAGUCCUGACAUGGAGACUGCCCAGUGUGUGCAGAAAGACGUUCCUUUAUCACCAGCAGUGCCUGUAUGUCAGCGCUGGGAGAAAUUACAGAAUUCAAGAUGUGUUUGUAAAAUGCCCUAUGAAUGUGGAUCUUCCUUGGACGUUUGUGCUCGAGAUGAGAGAAGCAAAAGGACUCUGUCUCUGACAGUUUGCAAGAUGCAUGUUCUUCAGUGUCAGGGUAGGAAUUACACUCUUUUGGAUAAGGGCAGCUGCACGUUGUCUGCCUCUGCUGAGAAGGCUUGUGGUGCCUGUCCACUGUGGCAAAAAUGUGACGCUCAGAGCAACAAAUGUGUCUGCAGAGAAGCAUCGGAGUGCCAGGAGGAAGGGUUCAGCAUCUGUGUGGAAGUGAAUGGCGAGGAACACACAAUGUCCGAGUGUGAGGCAGGAACCCUGAGAUGCAAGGGACAGAACGUCUCCAUAAUCGGCACGGAGCCCUGUGUUGCAGAAACCCUGAGGACUCCAGGCAGCCUUGAGCAUCAUGUUCACCGCACAGAGGGCAUCUGGGGCUGAGUGAAAAUAACGGUGUAACGAGGCACUCAGACUGCCUUCCCGCCGUUCUUUCCUUCUCCUUCCCCUUCAGUGUAUGCUUCUCCCCCUGUGUUCAGCCACCUUGUAAACCCUUUCUUUUCAAGAUCUGAUUCUGCAUACUUUCACUUCUUUUUCUUUGUUAAAUGUAUAAAGAAUACUCAUGAAUUAUUACAUCAACUAAUUGUGUGUUUUUGGAAAAAAAUUUAUGGGCUCACUUUUUUUGCCUAUAAAAUUACAGAACUGCACUACAGACAUUUCCAUACUCCAUGCGUACCUGUGAUUUUAUUAAGUAUGAUUCAUGUAGACCAGGGGCCAGAACGUCCUCUCUGAAUUGAUUAGGAAAGCAGAAAGAACACAAUUUCCUCAUUAGAGACGUUAUCUUUCCACAGUGAAAUCAAACACAAAAAGGAUAUGGGAUGAAAAGAGACAGAUACAAUUAUUUCUAUCCUGAGUUGUAAUGUCAUGUUUCACCCUACUGAGUCAACCCCCCCACAUAAAGAUCUCUAUCUUGUCAGGAGAUUGAACCACUUAAAUGUCAAAGCAGAAUCCAUCAUUCUGUGGGCAUAGGGCACUGUCUGCUUUCUUGUCUGAGAACAAAUAUGAUUCAGCUUCCUGUUUUGCUUUUCAGUAUGUAUCAAAAUUAAGACCUACAAAACAUUCUAUUUUUUUAAAAAAAGUAUCAUUAGUUUAUGCACAAACUAUUGAGUGAUGCAUUUAUGAGAACAAUCUUCCCUACUCUGGAUGUACACCUAGAUUUUUUUCCAGAAGUAUACAAUUUGAAGCAUUGCCUUCUAUUUAUUUCUUAUUCGUCUUUCAUCACAAUAAAAGUGGGCUUUAAAAAAAAGAAAAAUAUUGGCUUG